UCAGGGCAGUGAGCCGCGAGCAUCCUGUGUAGGUCCGCACGUUCCAUUGAGGAAAGCUGAUUUCACUUGCGUGCUUCUCAGGUGGCCACGGGGGAGGAACCUGCUGUGAGGCUGCUGCAGAUCAACAUGUGCUCGCAUAGAAGACUCCGUUCUCAUCUCCUUUCUGCUGGCGGACAUGGAUAGUAACUGAAGUGCCAAAGUGCCAGGGUUUGGUUUCCCGUGGCACCUCCCAAGUCCCCGUCGUCGCCAUAGCAACACCACAUGGAACUGCUGUGAUGGCAACUUCAACAGGCUCUCUCUCCACGGAAGCUCAGCUUGGUGCAUCAUGGGACUCCAUCAAGACGGUGGCAGGUACAGCAUGUGAGGACUGAGAGGCGACCAUGGAGACGGACAGCUUCACCGCCAGCCCGGGCGCACUGGGAGUCCCCGAGGAGUACGCAGGCGAGGCUCGGUCCGGCGAUGUUGGUCAGGCGUGGCGCUUCAUGCCGUACUCGCUGGGCUUCCAGGUGUCCAUUACCGCCUUCCUCAUGCUGGAGCUGGUGUUGGGUUUCAGCAGCAACCUGACAGUGCUGGUGCUCUACUGCUCCCAGUCCAACUUGGUGGACUCGGUCAGCAACAUGGUGACGGUCAGUCUGCACGUGCUGGACGUGGCGGUGUGCGUGCUGUGUUUGCCCCUCACUUUGGCGGUCGUGCUGCUGCCCCCGGGGCCCAACCUGGCUCUGCUGUGCUGCUUCCACGAGGCCUGCGUCACCUUUGCCAGCAUUGCCACAGCCAUCAACAUCCUGGUCAUCAGCCUGGACCGCUACGACAUCUCGGUGCGGCCGGCCAACAGGCUGCUGACCACGCGCAGGGCGGCGCUUCUCCUGGUGGCCGUGUGGCUCACAUCCGUGGCUGUGUUCUUUAUCCCCUUCCUGCAGGAACAAUUGUCUAGUGGCGAAGAAACCGGAGAGAGAUCCCUGGAGAGUCCUUUGUCUCUGUCCUCCAAUGUGGUGCCCGGUUGGCGCAACCGGACACUCUUGUGCUUAGGCGGGCAAGGCAGCUAUUUAACCCCGGGUACAUAUUACCACCUCAUCCUACAGGUUCCCAUAUUCUUCACCACCGUCACGGUCAUGUUGUUCACCUACUCAAGGAUCCUGAGGGCUUUGAACAUCCGCAUCGGCACCCACAUGAAGAAGAACCAGAGGUUCAUCGGCCCGUCCUGCACGGGCCUCCACAGGAAACCAAAAAGAAAGAAGACCAAACUCCAAAUGCUGCAAAGUGCGCGGCCAGAAGGGGAGCGAUGCACCGCAGAUGGCACCAAACAACUGAGUCACCCUCCUCUGAUACCUUCUUCAUCGCCCACUCCCACGGCGACAUCCCCCCCUGCGCUCGCUUCUUCUGCCGCGCUGGUGACAUCUGUCACAGGCGCCGCCCCAAUGCCAGCAACCAUGGGUGUCCAGGCCUCCGUGUCAGCUAUUAUCGCCCUGCGGCGAGCAGUGCGGCGUCACCGGGAUCGACGAGAGCGCCAGCGCCGUGUCUUCAGGAUGUCCCUCGUCAUCAUCACCACCUUCCUGGGCUGCUGGGCUCCUUUGUCCGUGGUCAACAUGCUCAUCCUGGCCAUAGGCCCGAGCGACGCCCUGGUCAGCCUGCGCCUCUGGUUCCUUGCUUUGGCUUACGGCACCACCGUGUCCCACCCGCUUCUCUAUGCGUUCACGCGGCAAAAGCUGCGGCGCGCCCUGCGUGCAAAGGUGAAGAAGAGGGUGGUGUCUCUGCUUCAGGUGGACCCGUCGCCGGGGGGCACCGUCAUACACAAUUCUUGGGUGGAGAACAGAAAAACCAGUCGUCAGGUGCGGCUGGAAGCGAGCGAGGGUUCUGAGCGCUGCCUGGCAGAGGCCGUGUGAGACGAUGAUGAUGAAAGUUUGGACAAUCCAAGGGGGCCUAAAGAAAUAGGACCGGGGAAAAUGGCGCCCAAUGUGGGUGUCACAGAAUUCCUGCUACGGUCAUAAAAAACACAGAUGUGUUUCAUCACAGCCACUUUAAAGCAGUGGUUCUCAAACUUUUUCUCCACCAAGGACCACCUCAGAGAACACUCCCCAAGAACCAUGCACAAAUAUGACCAACAAUAAACUACAGUAGUGUAGUAGGCCUAAGUGUUCAUUAAAAACAAGGCAGAGGUUUUAUUUAACAAUAUUUACGGGCCAUGGAGUGCACCGCUGUUAUAGCCGUACACACCAAAUUUUGGUUUCAUUUUUAAUUUCCAUAUAUUAGUCGCACUGAACUAAUAAUAAUAUUGGAUAUUAUUGAAUAUUGAAAUGAUAAGCCGGAAAAAUAUAUACGUUGCGAAAUUAAUAUUUACACAGAAAGAUGUUUAUUUACAGACCAUAAUUAGCCCUGCGAUGAAGUGGCGACUUCCACACGAAUGUAGCUGAGAUAGGCCCCAGCGACCCCAAAGGGAAUAAGCGGUAGGAAAUGGAUGGUUGGAUGGAUGGAUAAUUGUUUUUUAACAAUGUCAGUAGCACGGUAGUAAAACAGCUAAAUAAACAAAACAGAAGUCAUGGACUCACUAUUUGCGGAAGCUAACUCUCCAAUCAGCUAAACAUACUCAAUAACUCUACGGUGACGUUUUGGUGAAUUUACGAAACUGAAACAAUACGAACAGAAUGCCAUCGUAAGUUAAUAAUACUAACACGGACACUUGGAGACAUGUUAGCAUAUUAGCUAAUACUUUGAUUGAUUGAAACUUUUAUUAGUAGAUUGCACAGUACAGUACAAUUGACCACUAAAUGGUAACACCCGAAUAAGUUUUUCAACUUGUUUAAGUCGGGGUCCACGUUAAUCAAUUCAUGGUAGCUACCGAUGCUAGUGUCAUUACAUUACGAUGGCACUUUCUACUAAAAAAACUGUUUUAGUUAUAUUGUGAAACCUACAAACGUUGCUUGGAGUUAUAAAUGAAGAAUCCAUACGAGGAGAAAGCUAUGGAUGGUUAGAAGACCAAACGGCACUUGUACUUCCGGUCGAAAGCAGUAAAUGGAAGGAAACUGCAGUGAGCAAAUUUGUCCAAAAGAUGGCGCCAAAGCGCGAACAAAACACUUUCUCAGUGUAUUUGCUUGUUUUUUAAAAAAAACUUUUAAUGCUAUGGCCAUCAACGAAGAAAAAAAAUUAGCCCCGCCGUUCAAAGUGUAGGUAAAAUGUAGCGGCUUAUAGUUCAGAAUUUACUAACUUGUAACAUUACACACAGUAACACUGUGUUUAAAUAUAGGAAAAUGAAAACACUGUACUUAAAUAAUGAAUCAAAUCUUUGGCGUACCACUAGAUGGAGCCUGUGUACCACAAGUGGUGCGCAUACCACAGUUUGAGAAUCACAAAUGUGUUUCAUCACCUCAGAAAACACCAUAAUGACCAACAUUAAAAUACAGUAGCGUCGUAGGCCUUAGUAUUCAUUAAAAACUAGGCCGAGGUUUUAUUUAUAUUUUGGGCCACUGUAACAGUAGACACUGUUUGAACUAGAGAUGUCCGAUAAUAUCAGACUGCCGAUAUUAUCGACCGAUAAAUGCUUUAAAAUGUAAUAUCGCAAAUUAUCGAUAUCUGUUUCAAAAAGUAGAAUUUAUCACUUUUUAAAUCGCAGCUGUACAGACUGGUACACAGACGUAGGGAGAAGUACCGAGUGACAAUAAACCUUAAAGGCACUGCCUUUGCGUACCAGCCCAGUCACAUAAUAUCUACGGCUUUUCACACACGGAAAGUGAAUGCAAUGCAUACUUGGUCAACAGCCAUACAGGUCACACUGAGGGUGGCCGCAUAAACAACAUUAACACUGUUACAAAUAUGCGCCACACUGUGAAGCCACACCAAACAAGAAUGACAAACACAUUUCGGGAGAACAUCCACACCGUAACACAACAUAAACACAGCAGAACAAAUACGUAGUGGUACACAGACGUAGGGAGAAGUACCGAGCGACAAUAAACCUUAAAGGCACUGCCUUUGCGUGCCGGCCAGUCACAUAAUAUACACGGCUUUUCACGUGCAAGUGAAUGCCAUGCAUACUUGGUCAACAGCCAUACAGGUCACACUGAGGGUGGCCGCAUAAACAACAUUAACACUGUUACAAAUAUGCGCCACACUGUGAACCCACACCAAACAAGAAUGACAAACACAUUUCGGGAGAACAUCCGCACCGUAACACAGCAGAACAAAUACCUAGAACCCCUUGCGGCACUAACUCUUCCGGGACGCCACAAUAUACACCCCCGCUACCUACCUUAACCUCGACAUGCUCUCUCAAGGAGAGCGUGUCCCAAAUUCCAAGCUGCUGUUUUGAGGCAUGUUAAAAAAAAAUAAUGCACUUUGUGACUUCGAUAAUAAAUAUGGCAGUGCCAUGUUGGCAUUUUUUUUUCCAUAACUUGAGUUGAUUUAUUUUGGAAAACCUUGUUACAUUGUUUAAUGCAGUGGUCCCCAACCACCGGGCCGCAGAAUCAUUUUUUAUUAAUUUGUAUUUAUUUUAUUUUUUUAUUAAAUCAACAUAAAAUACACAAGAUACACUUACAAUUAGUGCACCAACCCAAAAUACAUGACAAAAAAUAAAUAAAUUAAUAAAUUAAUAAAAAUAAAAUCCCCUCGCCGGGCCGCGGGACAAUAUAUCAAGUGUUGACCAGUCCGCAGCUACAAAAAGGUCGGGGACCACUGGUUUAAUGCAUCCAGCAGGGGGCAUCAAGUGAAGUGACGUGAAGUGAAUUAUAUUUCUAUAGCGCUUUUCUCUAGUGACUCAAAGCGCUUUACAUAGUGAAACCCAAUACCUAAGUUACAUUUAAACCAGUGUGGGUGGCACUGGGAGCAGGUGGGUGAAGUGUCUUGCCCAAGGACACAACGGCAGUGACUAGGAUGGUGGAAGCGGGAAUCGAACCUGCAACCCUCAAGUUGCUGACACGGCCACUCUACCAACCGAGCUAUACCGCCCCACUAUCACAACAAAAUCAGGCAUAAUAAUGUGUUAAUUGCACAACUGUAUAUAUCGGCAUCGGUAAUUAAGAGUUGGACAAUACCGGAAUAUAGGAUAUCGGCAAAAAAGCCAUUACCGGACAUCUCUAGUUUGAACAGUAACACUGUGUUUGAUUAUAGGAAAUUGAUUGAUUGAAACUUGUAUUAGUAGAUUGCACAGUUCAGUACAUAUUCCGUACAAUUGACCACUAAAUGGUAACACCCCAAUAAGUUUUUCAACUUGUUUAAGUCGGGGUCCACGUUAAUCAAUUCAUGGUAAAUAAUGGACUAUAAUGGAAAAUAAAAGCUGAAUCAAAUCUUUGGUGGCAGUUUGAGAAUCCCUUCUUUAAAGAAGGAGAACAAACACGUCCACCUCCGGGGUAACGACGGAGGAUAAUUGGCAGCAAGCGGAGCCAUCGUCGGCCUGAACACAAUCCCAGAAAAGACGUGAACUGUAAUAUUUGUCAAGUUUACAAAUGGAGCGGCGCUUACAUAACCGCUCCAAAAAUACGUGCUUAGCCCAACAACGGACUGGGGAGCUCCACCACAGCUUUAAGAAGAACGUCUCGGCACCUAAACAAAUAUCCUGAAUAUUUAUUUGCUGUGACCUCUGCCUUAAUGAUGUGUCACGAGCACAACGGCACCGGAUUGCAGGGUGGCAGGCAAAGUGCGUGCAGAGUGUGUGUGUUACGUCAAAUAUGGUGCUGCUUUAAUCCUGUCAGUGUAGGAGGCUCAUAUUCAUAGCAGGGGAUAAUUAUAAGCAGCGAGUGUGAAAUACUCAUAUGCCUUUAUAUAAUAUUAAGUUAUUGUUGUCACAGUGUUAUUUCUGAAUUGUACAAAGGUUACUUUUUCCUCUCUGUGGAUGCAAAUUUUGGUAUCAAAUGACUAUUGGAUGUCGUGGUGAAGAAAACCCAUCAAAAACUUUUUUUUUCCCCCUGCAAAGACAUGUUUGUACCCGCUUUUCUUUAUUUUCAUGACUAUUUACAUUGUAGAUUGUCACUGAAGGCAUCAAAACUAUAAAUGAACACAGGUGGAGUUAUGUACUUAAAACAAGGUGAAAUAACUGAAAACAUGUUUUAUAUUCUAGUUUCUUCAAAAUACCGUAUUUCCUUGAAUUGUGCCUGCCUAGAAUUUCUCCAUCCAUCUUCUUCCAAUUAUCCGAGGUCGGGUCGCGGGGGUAACAGCCUAAGCAGGGAACCCCAGACUUCCCUCUCCCCAGCCACUUCGUCCAGCUCUUCCCGGGGGAUCCCGAGGCGUUCCCAGGCCAGCCGGGAGACAUAGUCUUCCCAACGUGUCCUGGGUUUUCCCGUGGCCUCCUAGGGAGGCGUUCGGGUGGCAUCCUGACCAGAUGCCCGAACCACCUCAUCCGGCUCCUCUCGAUGUGGAGGAGCAGCGGCUGUACUUUGAGCUCCUCCCGGAUGACAGAGCUUCUCACCCUAUCUCUAAGGGAGAGACACGCCACACGGCGGAGGAAACUCAUUUCGGCCGCUUGUACCCGUGACCUUGUCCUUUCGGUCAUGACCCAAAGCUCAUGACCAUAGGUGAAGAUGGGAACGUAGAUCGACCGGUAAAUUGAGAACUUUGCCUUCCGGCUCAGCUCCUUCUUCACCACAACGAAUCGGUACAACGUCCGCAUUACUGAAGACGCCACCUGUCGAUCUCACCAUCCACUCUUCCCUCAAUCGUUAACAAGACUCCUAGGUUUUUGAACUCCUCCACUUGGGGCAAGGUCUCCUCCCCAACCCAGAGAUGGCAUUCCACCCUUUUCUGGGCGAGAAACAUUGACUCGGACUUGGAGGUGCUGAUUCACUCAGCUGCGAACCGAUCCAGUGAGAGCUGAAGAUCCCGGUCAGAUGAAGCCAUCAGGACCACAUCAUCUGCAGAAAGCAGAGACCUAAUCUUGCAGUCACUAUACCCGAACCCCUCAACGCCAUGACUGCGCCUAGAAAUUCUGUCCACGGGUCAAACUCGUUUCGCAAAAUAUUAUUUUUAUUAGCGCAUGUCUAGAAUUCCGGCCGGGUCAAACUCGUUUCGCCAAAUAAUUACCAUAUAUCUAGAACAGCGGUUCUUAACCUGGGUUCAAUCGAACCUUAGGGGUUCGGUGAGUCAACCUCAGGGGUUCGGCGGAGGUCAAAACACACCUGAUUCAUCGUCUCAAUAAAAACUUCUCCCUAUCGGCGUGUUACGGAUACGGCAACAGCAAAAGUUACACUGAAUUGCAGGUGUGUCAUUUGUUGUGAGUUUAUGCAGUCUAGUGUGAGUUUAGUGUCGGUUUUGUUCUUUGAACAAGGUGAUGUUCUUGCACGGUUCAUUUUGUGACCAGUAAAAAAACAUGGUAACACUUUAGUAUGGAGAACACAUUCAUCAUUAAUUAGUUGCUUAUUAACAUGCAAAUUAGUAACAUAUCGGCUCUUAACUAGUCAUUAAGUACUUAUUAAUGCCUUAUUUGGCAUGGUCCCUAGUGUCCAAAAAACUCUAAAUUAAGUCUUUGUUACCUAGAAUAUGUUCUCCAUACUAAAGUGUUACCAAAAACACAUAACUUUGUCUGGAAUUAAAAAAACAAAACAUUUUAUUUUUCACUAAGAAGGGUUCGAUGACUGCGCGAAUGAAACUAAUGGGGUUCGGUACCUCCAACAAGGUUAAGAACCACUGGUCUAGAAUUUCCACCGGGUCAAACUCGUCACGUCACGAGUGACACUUCACUUGUCAUCAUUUUCAAAAUGGAGGAGGCUGAUUUCAAUCAUUUGGAAUCGCAAAAAGGGAAGAAGAUUAAGAGCUAUUCAGUAGGAUUUAAGGUCCAAGCUAUUGAAUAUGCUAAAAAGAAGAGUAAGCAGCUAUGUUUUAUUAAUAUACCGUAGCUGCGUGUGUCAAAUAUGAGUCAUUAAAUGACUCCCGCCUCCUAGUGGUAGAGGGCGCUAGUGAUCCUUCUUGCGACUACUCGGCCGCAGAAGAAGUGACAACAAGCAGCAAGAGUGAGCAGGGAUCGAUUCUCUUUUCCUCUCCCUUGCACUUUUAACAUGGAGGAUUACAUAUCUAAAAUAAAACAUUUUUCUAAACUGGACUUUCAAUCGAAGCAGGAGGUAAUAAAGGAAGAUGUCCAUCGAGACAGAGAGACUUUUAAAACUGAAGAAAGAUAAGGAAGACUUCUAUAAACAAGUUUUCAAUGCGUUUGAUCAGAAAGAGCUGCGCAUGGACUUCAUUUAUAAGUAAAGGUAAGACCAUAAUAAGGUUUUUUUUUAUUAAAUGUGCUUUUCAUGAUGGUAUCCUUACAUCACACUCAAAUUUAUAGGCGCAGGCCUACAUUUACCGCAUACCUUUGGUAGGUUUUAAAUUGAUUAGCGCCCCGGCUGGAAUUUACGGAAAUACAGUAGCCACCCUUUGCUCUGAUUACUGCUGUGCACAUGAAGUAUAUUUCUGGUCUUGUCACCCUCCACCGGGCAGGAGGGCAACACGGCAGUGCGGCUGGAUCAAACCAGACGUCAGAGACGCUAUGCGGAACAAAAGUAGCUUUAUUACAAACGAGCGUCAUUAAACAGGUCUGCAGUACCUGGAGGAGCCUGGGUAAAAAAAUGAAGGACUCCUAACUGGAGAAGCCAAACUAUCAGUUUUUAUAUUCCUCCUUACUUUAUCUAUGUGUGUGUGUUAAGUCAGGAGAGCGCAUCCUGACCAUAAAAGGAGAUGUUCAUGUGUACACUGCAAAAAGUCAGUGUCGAAAACAAGAAAAAGAAAAAAAUACAAAAAUGAGGGGUAUUUUAUUUGAACUAAGCAAAAUUAUCUGCUAAUAGAACAUGGAAAUUUGGCUUGUCAAACUUUCCAAAGCAAGUAAAAUUAAUGCUGAGAGCAGCGAUGGACGGGACCGAGUAUUUAAACAUGUACAUACAAAAAAUAACUUACCAUGAACCUGAAAGAGAUUAUUAAAACUCUUUUAUCAACAUUUAAUCAGAAGGGUCCAAUCUCUCUUUUGUGCUUAAUUGAAGCCGACGAGACAAACACGCUGAGAGGAGAUAAUGUUUGAAAAAAGGUGACUGUUUUUACACAACUUUUGUUUUGAAGGGGUAAUUGCAAACUCCCAGUUGAUUUUUGCUGGGGCUUGUCAGUGUAUGAAAUAUAGGUCUAAGUGAGACCUACAUAGAUGUUUUUGUUUAAUGUUUCUACGACAUUCCUACUGGAAGUUACAGGCAGUUGUGUCUGUGUUUUCUUCCUUGGGGGCAGUAGAGCGCAUUUUUGAGUUUUGGGGUUUGGUUCUUUUGAUUACAUCGCAAUUUUCGCCAGUCCUGACGUGUGUGUCCAAUUUGUUGAGUUUUGAAGCACGUUAAGGGGGUCAAUUUACAGCUCAAAGAGGCGUCGGUAUGAUAAUGAAGAAUAAUCAAUCAAUCAAUGUUUAUUUAUAUAGCCCCAAAUCACAAAUGUCUCAAAGGACUGCACAAAUCAUUACGACUACAACAUCCUCGGAAGAACCCACAAAAGGUCAAGGAAAACUCACACCCAGUGGGCAGGGAGAAUUCACAUCCAGUGGGACGCCAGUGACGAUGCUGACUAUGAGAAACCUUGGAGAGGACCUCAGAUGUGGGCAACUCCCCCCCCUCUAAUAACAAAAUGCUAGAAAUUCAAUAGGGUCCUCUGUCCCUUUUGGAUAUCGGUCCCCAAUUAGCUAACAUCAAUGAACCCAAAAAUACCUUCAAAUAAGUAGAUUCUCACUAAAACCAAUAUGACUACGCAUUUUCUAUUGUUUCUUUGAAAAUAAAACAGCAAAGUCCAUUUGGCUGUCAUCUGUUUUAAUAUGAGACAAUUGUGUCAAAGUCAUGAUUUUUUUUUUCAUGCUCGAAAUAAGAAAUGAUUACUUUAAAAAAAGUAUUUUUAUACUUGUGAGUGUUGAUGAAACAGCUUUGCAACACUUGAUAUUCUAGUUUCAAGCAUGUUUUAUUCAAUAUAGGUCAUCAAAUCUCAACAACAAACUGUAAUAUCUUACUGAGAUCAUUUAGGACCAAAACACUUAAAACAAGUAAAACACUUUAACAUAAAAUCUGCUUAGUGAGAAGAAAAUAAGCAAAUAUCACCCUUAUUUGAGAUAUUUAAUCCUACUUAGAUUUCAGUUUUUGCAGUGUAAGUGUCUAUAAAAUGACUGAUUUAAGUCAUAACUCGAAAUGUUGGCGUUGAGCGAGACAGGUAGUCUUUUUUCAAGGAUAUGGUUAUCACUUUUGCACUCCAAAGUCCCAAUUAGAGGCUCUUUUCCUACAAGAAGUCAUCCAAUCCACCUGUGAAUAGCAAACUCAGGGGCCUUAACUAUUUAUGUGCUAUAACUGAAAUACCUUUCUCCAAGGUGAACAUGAACAUUCACCGUAUUUAGAACAUAAUAUAAGUUAAUUAAUUAACUUCACACACUCUUGGCAUUCUCUCGAUGAAACCCAUUUCAGGGGAUUACCUCUUGAAGCUCAAGGAGAGAAUGCCAAGAGUGUGCAAAGCAGUAAUCAAAGCAAAGGGUGGCUAUUUUGAAGAGACUAGAAUUUAAAACAUGUUUUAAGUUAUUUCACCUUUUUUUGUUAAGUACAUAAGUCCACAUGUGUUCAUUCAUAGUUUUGAUGCCUUCAGGGACAAUCAGCAAUGUAAAUAGUCAUGAAAAUAAAGAAAACGCAUUGAAUGAGAAGAUGUGUCCAAACUUUUGCCCUGUACUGUAUAAAUAUUUUACAUUGUUUUCCGCACGUACAACUAAUUAUUCUUUAUUAAAUGUGGUAAUCAUUCUGGGUUUCUGGAAGGGAUUUUGGAAAAAAUAUAUUUUCUUUUUUGUGUGAUUUGGUUUUCUUCUGCUCUUUUGGAACAGGUUAGUAACAAAAACUAAGGUGCCACUGUCAAUACUGGGCAAGUGAUAACUCAACAAAAGCAAAAAAAUAAAUACGAUUGGUUCUUAAGAGUUUGCACGCAAUAUAUCAAUAUGUACAAGUUAUCUGAACAAGACAACAAAAACACAGAUAUUUGUGAAAAUAAAGAAGGGAUAGCACAAUGAUAUCAAUUUGAUACUGACACAACUAUCCUGGUAUCGAUACAAAAGUGGUGGUGCAAGUUUUAUGUAGCUUUAAUUAGGGGAAGUGAAAAAAUUAGAGUACGGUACUUACAGAGCUUUACAUUUUUCACAUUUUGGU
Molecule: messenger RNA, 11093 nt
Organism: Nerophis ophidion (straightnose pipefish)
Lineage: Eukaryota; Metazoa; Chordata; Actinopteri; Syngnathiformes; Syngnathidae
Product: G-protein coupled receptor 22-like
Exons: 3
Coding region: 381-1880 (499 amino acids)
Biological process (GO): G protein-coupled receptor signaling pathway
Cellular component (GO): membrane
Molecular function (GO): G protein-coupled receptor activity; peptide binding
Source: RefSeq, a predicted model, not a curated record